GUGCCGCUGCACCCCAAGCCCCACCACCGUCCACCACCAUAAAACACCCGCACACCACCACUCUCACUCUCGCAGUCGCAGCAACCAACUCGGUCGGUCCGCGCCCGCCCGCCCGCCCGCCUCCGUUGGCCAUUUGAAUGUGAGAAAGAGAGGGACCAGUGAUCCGUCGUCGGUCGCCGGCCAUGCCGAGAUCCUCCUCCAGCCCCGGCUCCGGCUCCAAGCGCAUCCUGGGGAGGGCGAUGGCCGCGAUCCUGGCGCUGCCGCUGACCCCGAUCACCAAGGCCAAGCUCGGCCUGCUGCUCUUCAAGAAGCGCGCCUCCGCCGCCGCGGGCAGGCGCCGCUGCUACAAGCCGUUCCGCCACUACAACUACGCCUACGUGGGCGAGUACCAGUUCUCGCCCUCCCGCUCCCCGCUGCUCCCGGCCCCGCCCCCCGGCGUCACCACCUGGCGGAGGGCCGCCGCCGCCGCCGCCAGGAGGCGCCGGGGCAGGGCCAGGAUGGUCCUCGCCUCCCUCUUCUGUGGCGGCGGCGGCGCCGACGAGCUCGACGUCGCCGUGCUGGACGGCCUCGCGCGUCGCACCGACGGGCGCGCGGAGAGGGACCAGCUGGUGGUGCUCGCCCCGGCUCUCGAGUGGGCGCGCGGCCGCGACGACGGUGCAGCCUACGCCUGCAGCAGCAACGACGAGGAUGAGGAGGUGGCGGUUGUGGACUACGGGGAGGAAGGCGACGUGGAAGUGGACGACCGCGCCGAGCGCUUCAUCGAGCGGUUCUACCAGGAGAUGAGGCUGCAGAGGCAGCGCUCUCUGGUCCAGCGCCUGCUCUAGAGACAUUCGUCCGUUGCUGCUGCUUCAAUUCCUUGGUCGAUCGGGCAGAACCAGUCGUGGUUGUCGCUGCUAUCUUAGCUGCACUUCGGUUAAAUCUCUCCGUAUCUUGCAUUUGCGUCGUUCCAUGUUUUUUUGCUUCUCAUGUGGCAAUUCUCUUGUCUGUGGAAGGAGACAUUCGUCUCCCCUGCUGUUGUACUGUUACUUCUAGUCCUUACCUAUAUAAUCCAUCCUUGUGUUGCAAUGUUCAUUUUUUUUUGGGGGGUAGUGUUUUGAGUUUGUACAAUUAUUACAAAGCAUGCGUGCUACACACCUGUUUCUAUUAGCAC
Molecule: messenger RNA, 1150 nt
Organism: Zea mays
Lineage: Eukaryota; Viridiplantae; Streptophyta; Magnoliopsida; Poales; Poaceae
Exons: 1
Coding region: 183-824 (213 amino acids)
Source: RefSeq, marked validated